AUGACAACAAAAGAGAUAUUAGAUAAACAGAAAAUAUAUAAUCAAGAUGAACUUAAUAAUAUGAAGAGAGAUGACUUGGUAGAGAUAAUGAAAGAAUACUCAUUAAAACAUAGUGGUUUAAAGAAAGAUAUGCUUAUCGAUGCGAUCAUUAAACAUCAAGAACAUCUUAUUGAUUUGAAAUCAAAGUUGGUUACAGACAACUCAAUCGAAAAGUAUCAUCGUGGAACUGUUGAAUAUCGAUUGCCAACAUUGAUCAUCUAUCGAAUCAUUCGUGAUCUCUGGCAUCAUAAUAUCGAUUUGAUUUUGAAUACAAAUCAACUUUGUUCAAACUACCGAUGGCUGCUCUCUAUUGGUUUGGUUUCGAAAGAGUUAUUCAAACUUAUAUCAUCGUUGUUCACUCGAUUCAAUCUUUUCUCAACCAAAACAACUAUUCACAUACAACUAUCUGCCUCUCCUUAUAAAACUUUAGCACAACAACUGAAGAACAGUGUUAUCAAUCCACUCUCAGUACUCAAGAAUAUCAAUUAUCUAACACUGUCAAUGGAUAUCUUCAGACAACUAACAGACAAGACGACAACAACAUGCACACCCAUUGAAUUAGAACUGAUCUUCAACAGUGUUACAAAGCUAAAGCUAUCAUAUGCUAGAGAUAUGCCGUUCCAAAUUCAACAUUGUUAG
Messenger RNA from Heterostelium album PN500, 678 nucleotides. RefSeq lists its product as uncharacterized. The record is from RefSeq and is a predicted model, not a curated record. The transcript has 2 exons. NCBI's taxonomy places the organism in Eukaryota, Evosea, Eumycetozoa, Acytosteliales, Acytosteliaceae. The coding region runs from base 1 to 678 and encodes 225 amino acids.